Molecule: messenger RNA, 3336 nt
Organism: Knipowitschia caucasica
Lineage: Eukaryota; Metazoa; Chordata; Actinopteri; Gobiiformes; Gobiidae
Source: the annotation of a GenBank genome assembly
AUGCGCCCCCCGGUCCUCUCUGCGCCUCCCUGCCGCUCCCGGGACCGACAGCUUUUACGCACGGGUUACGCAUGCGGGAGUGCGCCCUGGAGCUGGUGCCAGAGCUGGAUGUGGAGCGCGCAGGUCUGCUGUGACACACUGGGGGAAAGAGCUCACGCUGGAAACAUCUGGGAAGUCCGCGCUGCUGCCUCUGCACACAUUGCCCUUAUCACCAUGGAUGACAACGUUACAGUGCAUGAACUGCAGUCGUCGCCUCCUCGAGGGCUCCCUGUACGGCUGUCGGGGGUUCUGAGUGACUCCACGUUGUCGGCGCGAGGCGCGGUCUCAGGAGCGCUGAAGAUAGACCUCCCGCCGCCAUUCAAAGGUGAUGGCACUGAAUCUUUCUCCAGUUGGGCUCGUCGCUUUGAGGUUGCCGUUGAAGCUAUGAGUUCACCGGAUAUGGACUAUUCUGCUAUGAGAUCUGCUAUUCUACCUACUAGACUUUCUGAUGCUGCAUUUUUGCUCUGGGACAGUUUACCCUCAGCAACAAAGAAGGAUUAUGACACGGUCAAGGUGAAGCUGGGUGUUGUUUUUGGCCCAAAGUACUCCCUGCCCUUUUUCCAAACUCAUGUAAAUGCUCGUCCUCGUCAGCCCGGGGAGAGCUUGGAUGUUUACAGUGCAGAUAUAACCCGAUUGGUGUUGGAGGCUUUUCCGAGGUAUGACCACAAUGCCAUAGAGGGGGAGAAAUUUCGUCGUUUUGUGGCUGGUUUGGACCCGUCACUUCAGGCCAAAAUACAUGAGCAGGGAGCAGAGGACAUUGAAGAGGCCCUGCGUGUAGCAAGUCGCUGUGAGAGGGCACGUGUGGCUCUUCAGUUAAACUCUACGGAUCACGCAUGCAGGGUCACUGGGUCUGCUGACCAGGUGGCAAUGGUCAGGCCCAGACCCUCGGAGGAUAAGCUCCUUCAGGCAGUAGAACAGCUAACACUCACUGUUGAUGGUCUCAGACAGGAAGUUCACCAGUUACAUGAGAAACAUGGUCUUCUUGCGGACCGUUUCAGACAGAGGGGCUACUACUCCCCUGAGCGUUAUGGCAGAGAUAGUUCCCGGAGAUCCAGUCCUAGCCCCAAUGCACACCAGAGAUACAGGGAGCAGGACACUGACUGGAAAGGCCACUAUCCCUCCUCCCCCAGAUCAGGGACCUAUGCUAGAUAUGAGCGUACGGAUUAUCCUCGCAGUCCCAGCCCAGCGGCGAGGGGACGUAGGGAUCCCAGCCCACGUUCAAGACAAAGUUGUGCAAAGCUGGCCUAUCCCACGGACUGCGACAGAGAUGCAUCAUGCACUGCUGUGGGCGCCGUCCUGGGACAGAAACAAGAGCAGACUGAAAAAGUAGUGGCUUACGCCAGUCAUGUCUUGACGAAAGCGGAGAAGAGACGCAGCCCUGUUCCUCAGCAGAGGGCUCCCAUGAAAACCAUUGUUGCCACAGAGCCAUUUCAGAAAGUCGCUGCAGAUAUCCUUGAACUCCCUAUUACUACUCGUGGCAACAGGACUCUCUCCAUCUCUUCUCUCCUCCUUUUCCUGGUCCUCGGUUCACAGAAAGCUGUCAGUCAGUCCAGUGCCCCGUUAGAGUGUAAUGACUGGGGGGAGUCGAGCGACGGCGCGGUGCAGAUUCUGGACGGUCAGUCUGGGUUUCUGUCCUGUCCGCUCUUCUCUCAUCCCUCUGUCUACAACUACUCCUCCUCCCAGAACACAGGACACAACCUGUUCUGGUUCCGGGUCCAAGAGGGAGACAUCGAACAGCCCAUCACCUACAGCACGAGGCUGAGCAAAGACAGAGACAGACUGUGGCUGCAGCCGGCGAACGCAUCCGACACGGGGCAAUACAUCUGCAUGUUACGGAAGAACACGUCAUGCUGUAAAAUCGCGAUGCGCCUCACCGUCCUGCGCGCUGAAGACGUUCCCCGGGAAAACCGCUGUGCUCCUGCCGUUGCCAUGACGCCGACCCCGGAGGAGAUCCCGUUUCAGCAAGGGAAGCUCCUGGUCUGUCCUGGCGCUCUCGAGGCCUCCAAGAUGGCCGACAGCCCCCCCACAGUGACCUGGACCUUUCUGGGACGAAACAGCAAGGACUGUCGGCAGUUCCCGCUGACCUCCCCCGAGCGGCAGCUGAAGGGUCCGUCCCUGCAGGUUCACAUCAUGAACAAGUUUUUCCAGGGUCUUUACUUCUGCUCCGUGCAAUAUCAGCGCAAAGGACGAACACUCAACUUCACCAGAGCCAUAAACGUCUCUGCAGUCACUUCACCAAAUCUGCCUAAAUUCCCAAAGAUUUUGCAGCCGACCAAAGAUUAUGUUUUCAGUCUCAAACAAGAUGAAGAGGCGCGUCUGAUCUGCAACGCUUUGUUCCCACAUCUGAACUCUCCGUGGGAAAUCUGGUGGACCAUCGACGGCAAAACUGUGGAGCAGCUCAAAGACCCACGCUUCUCUAAAACAGCCAGUAAGGUGAAGGAGGACCACGGAGACCGCACGGAGCAGAGCGUCCUCCUCAUCCAGGACUUUCAGGCCGAGGAUCUGCGUAGAGAGUUCAACUGCUCCGUGAAGAACAACAUCGGCAACGAGACCAUACGCGCCCAGCUCAAACUCGAGGCCUCCCUGCCGUCUCUGGAGCUGGGCUGUGGCCUCGGCGUCAUACUCUUCCUCAUGCUGCUCCUCUUCAUCAUUUAUCACGUGUUUUGGCUCGAGCUGCUGCUGAUCUACAGAUCCUGGUUUGGCACAGACGAACGACACACAGACGAUAAGGAGUUCGACGUGUACAUCUCGUACGCUCGAAACAGCGAGGAGGAGCAGUUCGUUCUGUCCACUCUCAGAAGCGUCCUGGAGAACGAGCUGGGCUACUCCGUCUGCAUCUUCGAUCGGGACAGUUUACCUGGAGGAACCAUCACAGACGAGACCCUGAGUUUCGUGGCACGCAGCCGGCGCCUCCUGGUGGUGAUCAGCCCCGGCUACGCCUCACGGGGGUCCCAGGCGCUGCUGGAGCUCAAGGCCGGCAUCAGCGGCAUGGCUCUAGGGGGUCACCUGCGCGUCAUCCUGGUGCAGUACCGGCCCGUGAAGAGGCAGGCGUGGGUGCGGGAGCUGCGGAGGGCCCGAGUGGCUCUGGCUCUGGUCCGAUGGCAGGGAGACAAGUCCAAGGAGCUGACGUCGAGGUUUUGGAAGAGGCUGAGAGUGGAGUUGCCAUUGCAGAGACAAAGCGGAGGGAAGGACGUGGGGCUGAUGAGGCUGAGCAGUCAGAACAGCACCAGCUCCCAAACCGGACUCAUUUCACAGACGAGCAAGUCGCCUCUGGACGUGUACAACUAUGCGGCGUGA